This is a messenger RNA of Acanthochromis polyacanthus (spiny chromis), 1153 nucleotides long. RefSeq names its product radial spoke head 14 homolog (gene rsph14). Gene Ontology annotation, molecular function: protein binding. Lineage: Eukaryota; Metazoa; Chordata; Actinopteri; Pomacentridae. The record is from RefSeq and is a predicted model, not a curated record.
ACCCAGGUAACCGACCCGUCUGGUGCUCGUUGCUCCGAUGGACUCGACCCGGGCUCCGGUGGCCUUCGGCCGGUGGGACGUUCCGCUGCUGUUCGGGCGGCUGCAGCAGCCGGAGGCCGCCGAGAGGCUCCGAUCUCUGGCUUCACUCUGCGAUCUGAUGAGGGACCCGGAGCGGCUCUACCGGACCGUGACCGGCGGUUUUCUGGAGCAGCUUCUGGAUCUGUUGAAGGAUGAAGAUCCGUCAGUCCGAUCCAGAACCUGUGAGCUGCUUCACCUGGUGACGGCUCACAGCAUCGGCAGACAGGCUGUUCUCUCCUCCUCCCUCCUCCCUCCACUAACUCAGCUCCUGGACGACUCCUCGUCCUCCUGUAGGAUCAACACUCUCCGAGUUCUGAACCGCCUUGCUCUGCUGCCGGCAGGUGCAGAAUCUCUCCUCUAUCUGGUUCCUCAACUGAUGCUGAAGCUCCAGCAGCAGGAUAAAGAUGAUGGAGAUGAUGGGGAUGAGGAAGAGGUCCUGCUGCUCUCCACCAUCAGCUGCUGCUCCAGACUCGAUGCUCUGCCGGCUCUGGCCUCAGACGGAGUCUCUCUGCUCGGCCGCAAACUGACCCGACGCUCCCCGGAGGUCCGCAGGGAGGCGGCGGCAUCAUUGAUGGAGCUCAGGGGAAAGCGGCAGGUAUGUGAGGGGGCGGUCCUUCCUGUCCUCAUCGGUCUGCUGCAGGACGAAGACCUGGACGUUCGGACCAACGCUGCCGGAGUCGUCAUGCACGCGGCGAUCAUCACUGAAGGGAAGCUCCGCUGUCUGCACCUGGACGUUGGUUCGGUUCUGCUGGACCUUCUGUCCAGGCAGCCGGAGGAAGACGAGCGUCCGAAGGCCUUGGUCCUCUACUCGCUCAGAGCUCUGACGGCGCUGGCCGAAGCUCCAGGCGGCCGCCGCCUUCUGCUGGAGCCUCCCCUGCUGGCCAGGAGGACCGAGGACCGGACCGGGACAUCAGGAGGGCCGCUCAGGACCGCCGUCAGGGUGGUGACCUGGACCCCUGAAACCAGAACCAGGACAGGGACAGCAGCAGUUAUCAGAAAAGGCUUCUACUCUGUAACCAAAUGUCACAUUAAAACUGUUCAGCACACAGGAAACUACCACAGAGACAAAGUCUGA